Molecule: messenger RNA, 1089 nt
Organism: Closterium sp. NIES-65
Lineage: Eukaryota; Viridiplantae; Streptophyta; Zygnematophyceae; Desmidiales; Closteriaceae
Source: the annotation of a GenBank genome assembly
AUGAGCUUCAGGAGUCAGACGUCCGUCGCGCCAUCAUGGCGCGUGUCGUGGUCGCUCUUCCUACUCCUAGCCGUCGCGCUCUUCGUCUUUGCAGACGUCCUCGUUAUAAGAUACAGCUGCUCCGGCUCUUCCCCACCAUGGAGAAGGAGAAGUACUAGUGAAUCCAAGUUCGUAAAGGCGCCGGUUGAAGCAACCGCCGCCGAGAUCGGACCGUUGGCCGGCGGCGCGGACCGGCAAGGGAUGAUGGACGAGGCGGCGGACCUCGGGAGCGAAGAGGCGGACGCGCGAGAAAUGGAUGAGGCGGACACGCGGCGAGGGAUGGACGAGGCGGACACGCGAGGAGUGGACGAGAGGGUUGCAGAUCGGUUGCGGUACCCGGGCAGGAAGCGCGUGCUGGGGUUCGUCGGGGUGCAGACUGGUUUCAAAAAUCGCAGAAAGCGCGCACUGCUCCGCGAGACGUGGUUCCCCGGCACGCCCGAGGAGCACGCGCGAGUGGAAGCAGCAUUGGGGCUGGCGUUUCGGUUCAUAGUCGGGCACAGCGCGAGUGCAAAGGAAGAGCAGCUGAUGCAGGCGGAGAACAGCACUCACGGGGACUUCCUUCGCAUCGAUGUGGACGAGGGAUACCUCAAUCUCAACCACAAGACUCUAGUGUACUUCACAUCUCUCUUCAAGCUCUAUGAAGCCGACUUCUACAUCAAGGCAGACGAUGACAUCUACCUCAUACCAGAGCGCCUCUCUUCUCUCAUCGCCAGGCCAAGGGACUCGCCUCGAACGUACCUUGGAUGCUUCAAGAGGGGAACUGUGAUUACCGACCCCAAAAAGAGGUGGUUUGAGCCCAAUUCAGAGCUGCUGGGGUCGCAUUAUUUCGCGCAUGCUUUUGGCUCCAUCUAUUCCCUCUCCUAUGGCGUGGUUGAAAUCCUCAACGCCAUCCCAGAGGACGGGCUGAGCAUGCAUGUUGAGGAGGCGCCUCAAUCAUGCUCAGUUUUCACAAAAGCCAUCUCUGGUCUCAUUACUCUCUUGAUCGCAGGCUGGGCAUGUUCACAAACGAAGAUGUGUCGGUGGGGGCGUGGAUGCUCGCCUUUGACGUGA